UCUGCACCUCUUUCAAGACUGAAUGACCCAUCCUUUGCCUGCCAUUAAAAUAAAUAGAAGGUUUACGCGUAUCUAUAGCCAUACACAGCGCACUAAAACCACUGCUAUCGCUAUUGCAAACCUCCUCUCCUCUCCUCUCCUCUCCAAGGUUUCUCCUUUUAACAGAAGAUGAUGAUGGGUGGAAGAAGCAGUUCAAGAUAUCCCUUCACUGCUUCCCAAUGGCAGGAGCUUGAACAUCAAGCUCUCAUCUUCAAAUACAUGGCUUCAGGCAUUCCCAUUCCUUCUGAUCUCAUCCUCCCCAUCAGAAGAAGUUUUCUUCUCGACUCCACAACAACCUCACCUUCUCUCGUUUUCCCUCCCCAAACACAAUUGGGAUGGAGCUGCUUUCAGAUGGGAUUUGGGAAGAAAGCAGAGGACUUGGAGCCAGGGAGGUGCAGGAGAACUGAUGGGAAGAAGUGGAGAUGCUCCAAGGAAGCUUACCCUGAUUCUAAGUAUUGUGAGAGGCACAUGCAUAGAGGAAAGAACCGUUCAAGAAAGCCUGUGGAAAUCUCUCUUGCUGCUAAAACAAAUCACUCUUCUUCUUCUUCUUCUUCCUCCUCUUCUGCGCAGUCACCAUAUCUUGCCAACCUUUCAAUCUCAACUCCAGAAACUAAUUACCACCUCUCAUGCCCUUUUUCAAACUCCUCGAGACCUCCAUGGGCUCAUUUAUCUUCUGAUUCUGGAGCUUCACAUCUUCAAUAUGGAGAAGAUGGGAUGAAGGAUUUAGAAGGAUGCAGUUUCUUUUCUGGCAUGACUGGAACUGAGAGGGAGAGUUCAUCUCAGUUAGAAGCUAUGGGAAUGAGCUCCAUCGGACAAGCAAAGCAGAGCAGCUACUCACUAUCUAAGGAGGAAGAGGAAGAAAGACAGAAGACUCUCCGCCAUUUUUUUGAUGAGUGGCCACAAAGGAACAAGGAUCCAUGGAUGGACAUAGAAGAGGAGAACAGCUCCUAUACUAAAACUCAGCUCUCCAUCUCAUUCCCAAAAUGGUCUUUUUAGUCUUCUCUACUGCAAAAUGGAUGAAACUCGAAACACGAGAAGACAUGAUCAAGUGGCUGUUGCUUGCUGUUUUGAACUUCGCAGUUCAUUCAAUAUUUUGAAUUCCGUAAUUUUGUUUGUAUUUUUCUUCUAGCUCUGCUGAUGUUUCUGAGAGGAUGAUAGCCUGAUUGGCGUUUUGGUUUUUAGGACUCUGCGAGUAUAUUUUCUCUGCAUAUGUAUGGUUUCGUUUGUCA
This is a messenger RNA of Phalaenopsis equestris, 1268 nucleotides long. Its product is annotated as growth-regulating factor 1-like. Gene Ontology annotation, biological process: DNA-templated transcription; regulation of DNA-templated transcription; developmental process. Gene Ontology annotation, cellular component: nucleus. Gene Ontology annotation, molecular function: ATP binding. NCBI's taxonomy places the organism in Eukaryota, Viridiplantae, Streptophyta, Magnoliopsida, Asparagales, Orchidaceae. The record is from RefSeq and is a predicted model, not a curated record. The coding region runs from base 169 to 1035 and encodes 288 amino acids. The transcript is spliced from 4 exons.